CUGGAACGAUCAACAUUCAUCUGUGAUACACCAGACGGUAGAGCUGACUCCGGCUGGCAGCCAGGGCGGGUUUUGACACCAGACUCUCUGCUGAAGUUUAGGGGCUAGCCAAGGGAAGCAGGGAGCAACCUCUGGUGUCCCCUCUCCACCGAUGGAUCUACAGAGGACGGGCACCAGCUGCACCAGGGGCUGAGAUCCAUUCAGCUCACUUGCCUCUCCCAAAAGAGCCUUUAGUUCACCCCCUCCGCCCCGUCAGUGACUUUCCAGGGAGAAUCUCUCCCUUCCCCUUUGCUGGAUGGUGGAAGAAGGCGUGGGCAGCGGGGACAGGGCACCCCACAGGGGGCUGCGGGGACCCCGUCGUCCUCUGGCUGCGCCGAGGAACAUGUCGGUGGUGGGCAAGGCCCUGUGGAGCGUGGAGCGGGCGGGGAAGGGCUGGCGGUUUGAACAGCCCAUCGGAGUGGACUGCAGCUCGCCCGAGCCCCGCUGCAUCUGGUUGAGUAGCCUGCGGAAUGACAAUGCCGACCUGGAGCACAGGUGGUACCGUGCCGGGGCCGCCCUCCCCAGGCAGAAACGCUGCUCGCGCCCUCGGCUGGAGACACGUCACACGCCGCCGCUGGGACGGAGAGAUGGGACCUCUCCGAAUGACAACGCCCCCCUGGAGGAGCCCUUCCCCUGGGUGGGGCCGAAGACAGUGCUGCUGCGGAAGAGCUCGCAGGGGGGGUUCGGCUUCACCCUCCGACAUUUCAUCGUCUACCCCCCGGAGUCGGCGGUCCACUCCAAUGUCAAGGAGGAAGAGAAUGGAAACCGAGGAGGUCCCCAGCGGAGCCGCCUGGAGCCCAUGGACACCAUCUUUGUGAAGAAUGUGAAGGAAGAUGGGCCUGCGCACCAGGCUGGCCUCCGCACAGGAGACCGGCUUGUCAAGGUGAACGGGGAGAGCAUCAUCGGGAAAACCUACUCCCAGGUCAUAGCGCUGAUCCAGAACAGUGACGAUGCCUUGGAACUCUCCAUCAUGCCCAAAGACGAGGACGUCCUCCAGCUGGCCUAUUCUCAGGAUGCCUACUUGAAGGGCAAUGAACCCUACUCCGGGGGAGCCCAGAGCAUCCCGGAGCCACCUCCCGUCUGUUACCCUCGGAAGACCUACCCGUUCCAGUCCAGGGCUCCCAGCCGGGAGGCGAUGGUAGCCGAGCCUUUGCAGGGACAGCAGGCGGACGGCAGAUCCUACCGGCCUGCUCCUUCAGGCCCAUCUUCCCCCUUGAACAGCGCGGCACUCAGCAGCUCCAUGCCCAGCACGUGGAACGAGGCCAGAAGCGACGCCGCUUGGGAGAUCGGCAGCACCCAUUCCAGCCCGGCCCACCGCACAGAGGAGAUCCAGUAUGGAAUGACCCAGCCGAGGCCCGGGAUGCCCGUCGCAAGGCCAGUCCCAGCCCCCGGCUCCUUCUCACGCGUCUCCAACACCAGCUUCGCAGGUCCCCUUGCUUCUUCCUUGCCAGAGAGGUACGGCGUCCCGACUGCUUCCUCCAUGGCCAGCCAGGCCUGCUACGGGGUCCCCAGGCACCUCCCAGACCAUCGGACUCACUGCGGUUUCAAGGAAGGCCGGGAUGUUAGCAUGGGGCCUGGCGGCCCGGGCCGUCCCUCCUGGGAGUAUCUGGGCGGCCCCAAGGCCAUCAGCCGGCUGGAGUGCCAGCAGGCGCUCUCCAACUGGCUGUCCAGCCAGGUGCCACGCCGGAGCGCCUCGGAAGAGCGGAGGUACGCCAUGCCGCCCCGGUACCGCAGCGUCUCUCAGGACCGCCUGGGAGACACCCCGGCCUCCAGAGGCUGGCCCCACAGUGCCUCGCAAGACACCUUGCUCCAGCCCAGCCACGACAGCUGGGGCUACCGGGCCCGGUCCGACAACUCCCUGGGGAGGUACGGGCGCUCCAUGGAGGCGCUGGAGCAGAGCGCCCUGGUCUCGGCCCGCUUGGACAAGUGCACAUGGCUGCCGGAGAAGUUCUAUAGGCCGGACCCCGGGCAAGUUGCCCGAGCUCAGCCUAGCCAGCCAAGUUCGUACGCCCCCUCCUGCUCCUCUAGAGAGCCUCCCCCCGCCCACGUGCAGAAACACCCUUCCCAGCCCAACCUGCAGAGCGUCGACGACUCGGGGUACAUUGGGUAUAGGAGCUACAGCCCCUCCUUCCAGCGCAGGACUGGCCUACUCCACGCACUCUCCUUCAGGGACCCUAUCUUUGGUGGCCUUCCAGUGUUCAAUAUAUCGCAAAGGCAAGGAACCCAACCAGCACCUUACCCGGACAGGUCCCCGUCACUGCCAGUUGCCGCCCCCCCUGGCCCGGAGCCCCCGCCGGGCAGUGGGCCCGAGAUUCCCAAGGACCAAAGAACCCCCAGCCAAGACAGCGGCGCCAGGUCUCUCCAGCCACCUCUGCCUCGGCCCGAGGCGGAGGAGAGGAAAGAGGAGGUGGUCCUCAGGCAAAAGCCCCCCACGGGCCGCAAGGCGCCAGCCCCCGCCAGGCAGAUGAACUUCAUCUUCCCCGACCACAUGAAGGAAACGGACAUUUGUGACCCGCCGCUGAGCUGCAAAGGGGACAAGCCAGCGGCGGAGCGGCCCGCCCGGCGGGUGGCACCAUUGGCAGUGCCAGAGGAUUCCCUGGCAUCCAUUCCAUUUAUAGACGAGCCGACGAGCCCCAGCAUCGACCUGAAGGCAAAGCACAUCCCUGCCUCCUCCGUCGUCUCCAGCGCCGUGAACUCUGCCCCCGCCAUCACCGGCAGCCCUUCCUCACCCACCUUCACCUUCGCCAUCAGUCGCCAUUACUCCCAGGACUGCAGCAGCAUCAAAGCCAGCCGCCGAUCCUCCUACCUCCUGGCCAUAACAACGGAGCGCUCCAAGUCGUGUGACGAUGGUCUGAACACAUUUCGUGACGAGGGGAAGAUCCUAAGGAGGACGCCAAACCGGGUGCCAAGUCUGCGAAUGCUGAGGAGUUUCUUCACGGACGGGUCUCUGGACAGCCUCGGAAUGUCUGAAGACACGAGAUCAAAGAGGCACUCGACCUCCGACCUCUUGGACGUGACUUUCAGUGACGUGAGGAAAGAGGGCUGGCUCCACUACAAACAGAUCCUCACCAAAAAGGGGAAGAAAGUUGGCGGGGGCAUCCGGCAGUGGAAGCGCGUCUUCGCCGUUCUCCGCGCACACUCCCUUUACCUGUGCAAGGACAGGCGGGAGGCCGUGACCUACGCGCCGCCCCAAGGUGAGGAGGAGCAGCCGAUCAGCAUCCGAGCGUGCCUGGUGGACAUUUCCUACAGCGAGACCAAGAGGAAGCACGUCUUCCGGCUGACGACCGCUGACUUCUGUGAAUAUCUCUUUCAGGCAGAGGAUCGGGACGACAUGCUGGCCUGGAUCAAAGUCGUCAGGGAGAACAGCAAGGCCGAGGGCGAGGACCCUGGGUUUGCAAGCCAAGCGCUUAUCAACAAGAAGCUAAAUGAUUACCGGAAAGUGAGCCCCUCGGGAACAAAACCAGACUCUUCCCCCAAGGGCUCGCGCGGGCUGGGGAUCAAGGCCGAGCUCCUGAAGCAGACGGGGACGAGCGCCCCCCGCUCCCCAAGGCAGGACAUGGCCGUGACUAAAGAUGACGGUGCCCCCCAGAAAGCCCCUUGGGGCAUCAACAUCAUGAAAAAGAACAAGAAAUCUGCUCCGCGGGCCUUCGGCGUCAGGCUGGAGGACUGCCAGCCCGCCCCAGCCAACAAGAACGUCCCGCUGAUCGUGGAGGCCUGCUGCAAGGUGGUGGAGGACAAGGGGCUGGAGUACAUGGGCAUCUACCGCGUGCCCGGGAACAACGCCGUGGUGUCCAGCCUGCAGGAGCAGCUCAACAAGGGAAGCACCGAGAUCAACCUGCAGGACGAGAGAUGGCAGGACCUGAACGUCAUCAGCAGUCUGUUGAAAUCCUUCUUCCGGAAGCUCCCGGAGCCCCUGUUCACAGACGAUAAGUACAACGACUUCAUCGAAGCCAACCGGAUAGAAGAUGCUAGCGAGAGGAUGAAGACGUUGCGGAAACUGAUCCGGGACCUGCCGGGGCAAUACUACGAGACGCUCAAGUUCCUGGUGGGGCACCUGAAGACCAUCGCGGACCACUCUGAGAAGAACAAGAUGGAGCCCCGGAACCUGGCCCUGGUCUUCGGCCCCACGCUGGUCCGCACGUCCGAGGACAACAUGACGGACAUGGUGACGCACAUGCCAGACCGCUACAAAAUCGUGGAGACCCUCAUCCAGCACUCGGACUGGUUCUUCAGUGACAAGGAGGACAAGGGGGAGAAGACCCCUGUGGACGAGAAGGAGGCGCAGUCGGUGCCGAACAUCGAGUACCUGCUCCCCAACAUCGGGAGGACGGUGGUGCCAGGGGACGCCUCAGAUUCAACCAAUAGCGGCUCUGCCAAAUCGAAGCAGGGCUCGGGGGCGCCCCGGAAGGAUCAGUACAACAAGGAGCUGCUCGCCAUCUCCUUCAUCGCCGCCGUCAACCGCAAGAGGAAGAAGCGGCGGGAGGCCAAGCGUUUGGGGAGCAGCACGGACGACGACUCGGAGCAUGAAGCCACCAAGGGCGCCAGCAAAGGCAGAGCCGAGGAGGCCAGGGGUGGGGGUGCGGAGGAGGAAGAGGCCAAGGGGCCGGGGUGCGGCGUGGCCCCCGGAGAGCCAGGCCCAACGCGCGACGCCCUGAGCCGCCGAGCGAGCACAGAGGAGCAGGCGGGACCGAGGGAGCCAGCGCCGGACGCCCGGUCCAUCGUCUCGGGCUAUUCCACCCUGUCCACCAUCGACCGCAGCCUGUGCUCGGAGGUGCAGUCGGUGGCCGAGAGCCGAGGUGACGAGGCAGACGACGAGCGCAGCGAAUUCAGCCACGUGGAGACGGACACGGAGAGCAGCUUCCUGCUGGGGAGGGCGGGGCCGCACGCCGGGCCGGGGCCCGAGGCGGAGAGCGGCGAGAAGGAGAAACUCGCCCGGGCCUCCUUCAACUCCCACCGGCUCAUCCAGUGCGACACGCUGGCCCGUAGGAAGCUGGCGCGGCCCCGUCCGGACAGCGAGUCGUCCACCAAGGGCAGCCAGGAGUCCCUGCAGCCCCCGGGGGCCGGUGGGGAGCCGUGGGGCAGCGGGGCCCCGGCCAGGCCCUCGCUGACGGAGCAGAUCCGCCUGCGUCUGCGCGGCUCGGCCGACGACAUGCUGGCCGUGCGCCUGCGCAAGCCCCACUCCCCGGAGACGCGGCGCAAGAAGAGCUCCUGGAGGCGCCAUACGGUGGUGGUGCCCGGCGGCCUGAAGGACCUCAACUUCAACGAGUGGAAGGAGCAGCAGACGCCGGGCCAGGGACCCCCCGUGGGUCCCGAGCUCUGCCCCCCGGACACCGGCGCCUCCUGCAGGGACCUGCACAGAGACAACAAGGACUCGGGCCUCAGCAGCCUGGAGUCGACCAAGGCCAGGCCCUCCUCGGCCCUGAGCCACCAGGGCGGCGCCGGUGAGCAGCUGCACAGUAAGGGCCCGGAGGGGAACCCUGGCGACCGGGGCCCGGCUCCCACCCGCGCAGCUUCUUUCCGCUUCCACCAUUGUCUCUAACCCCCGAGGCCUGUCUCUGCUUCCCCCCAUCUCUCUCGCCCCCUGUGCUGCCGCUUGUGGAGAAGGCUGAAGUCCCCUCUCUGGGCGGUUCCCCAUCCGCACAGAGGUUGGAGCGCCCCCUAGGGGCCAGCAGCCACUCGCCCGGUUUUUGCCGGCCUUGCCCCUUGAACGUCCCUUGGCCUUUCUCACGGGGCUCCCUAGGCUGCCGGAGACGCCCCCGGCCGCGCUGCCUGGCUGGCGCUCGGGCGCGGCGUUCGCUGAACGAGCCUCCCGUGGUUUGGGGAUGUAAUCGUGAGUCUGUUUGAUUUGUCUUCCUUUUUAAGACUCCCCCACCCCUGACGUUGCCAGGCCAGGCCUGGGUGGGGGAUUGUCCGCAGCUCGGAGCGUCCCGGCCUCGCCACAGAGCCGGGAUCCCAGCCCUUUGGGUCCAGCCCGCAGCUGGGAUGGGCGGGCACAGCGCACCCACAGGAAGCACUUGGCCUGAGACAGGCAACCCCUCCCCAGCCUCCUGGCCCCCCCAGCACAUCUCCCUGCGUGGCUGCGGGGUCCCUGAGGCUGCCAGAUCCGCUCCGCUGUCCCCCGGAUGUCACGGGGGGAGCGUGCGUGGCUCUCGCUGCCCCCGCUUGGUGGGGGAUCCCACGGUUCCUGCCAAGGGCUGCUCCCUGCUGACGCGGGGGGUUGGGGGCGGGGGAAGGAUGCUCCGAUUUCCAUGAGACCGUUGCCAGCCCCCCGCUGCCAGCCCCCAAACCUCCCAGCAGGAGCUGGUGCCUCCGAAAUCCUGCCCCAGCUCUGGCAUCACAUCACUGUGCCCCUCCCCCUGCCCCCUCGGCUCAGAGAAAGCGCCCCCUGGUGUGCAAGGAACUGCUGGGUGGCUUUGAACAGAGGGUCCCUGGCACCCCAGUCCCGCCCGCCCCCGAGAGGCCCCCCCUUUCCCAAGCCGGUUCUCCCACCCCGGGUCAGUCCAGGGUGAGCGAGGCGGCUGUGGAAUGGAGACAGGAGGCCGCGCAGACACAGCGCCCGCACGUGGGCUUUGCUCAAGAGCGUGAGCGUUUUUCCGCUGGCUCGUAACACUGGCGUGUGCAUGUGUAUGUCUGUGUGUGUGCACGUGCGUGUGCACCAGUCGCCUGUGUGUGUGCAUGUGUGCACCAGUUGCACAUGUGUGUUCAUGUACACCAUUUGCACGUGUGUGUGUGCACGUGUGUGCUAUGGCUGUGCCCCAUGGAGCACGUGCCUGCGGUGCCCUUGUGUCCAGCCUGAUUCAGUGUUGGGUAAUUGGUAGAUGUAGGUGUGGUGGCAUCGUUGGCACCUGAGCAGGAGUGUGUGUGUGUUGGGGCCGUUGGCACGUGCUCAGUGACCACAUGCCCGCUGGCACCAGGUGCGGGGUCCACUCGCGUGAAUGCUGGGAAAUGUCCCUCGUGCCAAGGGGCCCUUUGUUCCCUAGCCCCUCCCCUGUGCCAGGCCGUGCCAGGUCCUGCGCUCUGCCAGGGAGGAGGUGUUGUUGUUUGCUAGCCUCAAAGCCACAGGGGAAGAAGCAAGAGAAGGAGCAGGGGCCGGGGAAGCGUAGGAAGGGGGCCCAGGUCAUGGCUGGUUCAGUGCUUCCAGUGUGGCAGGGAAACCCAGCCAGGGAAGCAGAGCUACGUGGGCCAGCCAGGAACAUCCCGGGAGGAGGGAGGAAUCCUGGCCCCAUUGCAGUCGAUAGCCCCACCGGCAUCACUGGGGCCUGGAGUUGAGCCCUGAGCACUCGGCAGCUGCCCUUCCUCCCCGGACAUGACCCUCAGCUGCUCUCUGCGGCCUGAGGCCUCCUGCCCCUGGACAGGCGGGUUCACACCCGCAGCUGAGCCGUGCAAAGCUCCCUGAGGUUAGGCCGCCCGGUGGGACUUGGGCACUCCCAGGGGGGUGGGGGGGGCGUCUUUGGCUGGGCAGCCCCCUGGCUAGCAGGUGGAGUGGGCAGCUGGGGACGUGAGCGUUAGGUGACACCCCCAGGCAGGUCGCAGCCCCUUUGAGAAGCGGGGCAGGGAGGGGGGUGUGAGCGAGCGGCGCGGGUGCGCACAGGACACACAAGUGGCACUGCAGAGAGCAGCCAGGCCCAAGGCCCGUGGCAGCGACGCUGGGAGAACUCACGGCUCACGGGAUUGAGACUAGAUCUGUCCUGGCCGCUGUCGAGUCAGGCCCUUGCUAGCAGCGCCGACCGGGGAAAUGGCCCGGGGUAAACCCAUAAUGCCCAUCGUGCCAUCCGGCCCCGAGCCUGUUUCCAGCCGGGUUGUGGGCAGCCCAGUGUUAAUGCUCCAGACCCGGUGCCGUGUGGCUGCAAACACAGCAGGGCCAGUGCCCCAGGCGGUUUAAUCCUAGUCCCUGCCUUGCACAGCCCGGCUUUCAGCCCUACCAGCUCGCCUCCUCCCGGGCCCCCGCAUGCCCAGGGACAGGCCUGGCGUGUUUGUGUCUCACAGCCCAGUUGGUUCCCAGCACUAACUGGCUGCCCCUUGCCCCGCACCUGGGUAGAGCAGAUGCGGCCAGAGCACAGAGAGAACUGGGUUUGAAUGCAGGGCUUGCCGGAGCCCGGAGCGUGCACACUUGCUCUGCAUCGCCCUUGGGAUGCACAAGGACUGGAGCAUUCAAACCACUGCGACAGGAAUGUGUCCACCCUGCAAACCUCCCCUCGCCCACCCCUGCUGGUUUCACCCAGGAACUCGUUUGUGUUUUGUUUUCCGUCACACCGCCAACGUCCCAGUGCUUGUGCCACCCACCCAGCUGGGGGCACCGGUCACGGCCUUGCGUCUCAAAGCGCUUUCGCAACCGAUGCAGCCACCGUCGGGGCAGGCCGCAGCAGCUGUAACGGGUGCAGGGUUCGGGUUAAGGGAGCCAAUGGGAACUGGCGAGGGUGCUGCGGGUAGGUGGGGCUAAUCUUACACAAACUGGAAUUUGGCUGGCCCUGGCAGCCUGUCUCUCGCUACAGACAUAGUGCCGUGGAAGAGUUUUGAGUCCGUCGCACGCUGCAUUUCUCAGCGUCAGGAGAGCCGACGCUGGCGUGAGCUCAUUCGUCCCAGGUAACUGGAGCCAGGCAGCGUAUUAAUUCCAUGCACAGAAAGUCCCACAUUCUAGCAAGCAAACGUCUGUCGUCCUAUGCAGUGGUUUAUAUUUUUCCUCUUGAAAAUGGUAAACUGUGUUUUCGUGCUGCUAGACUGUGGCUCCCUUUUAGUUUGAAAUUAAAACCAUCCCUCCCCCCGCCAAAUCCAAUGCACCCGUCUCUGUGUUUAGAAAAAAGGCCAACUGCAGCCCCGUGCCAGGCGAUUGUCUUACUGACCCAGGGUACUGUCUCUGCAGCGAGCAACCAGCUGUCCUCUACCGCGCUGGGGCUACAAAAUAACGCCACGCCGCGUCUUCCGCUUCGAACUGCAGCCAUUCCAAUGAGAGGCCUUGGGAGGAUUUUAAAAAUAAAAUUAAAACAAAAAAAAAAACCUUACUCCAGUUUCUGCAUCGUUCUCAUACUUUAUGCAAAUAAUUGCUGUAAAGUUUUGUUGUUUUCCUUUUUUGUGUAAAUAGCGUCUUGAAAUGUGUAACAUAUUACAAAGAAUUUAUAAGGAUUUUUUUAAGAAGUUUCGCUCAUUUAAAAAAAAAAACCCCAGAAGAAAACCACCAAGUGCUGUAACAGUGUUGACUUUUUAAAACCUUCCUGCAUGUGUCAUGUUUUUCCUUGAUGUGUUGUAAAAGGUCAGACAUAUAUAUGGAAUAUGCAAAACUAAAAAAAACCAACCCACCUGGUUUGGCCCUCGCCGCCGUACAGUUCUAUAUAUUGGAAAUAAACUGGCGUAUUCAAGGAA
This is a messenger RNA of Malaclemys terrapin pileata, 9396 nucleotides long. RefSeq names its product Rho GTPase activating protein 23 (gene ARHGAP23). Gene Ontology annotation, biological process: signal transduction. The transcript has 24 exons. Gene Ontology annotation, molecular function: protein binding. NCBI's taxonomy places the organism in Eukaryota, Metazoa, Chordata, Testudines, Emydidae. Bases 296 to 5578 code for a protein of 1760 amino acids. The record is from RefSeq and is a predicted model, not a curated record.